Messenger RNA from Ascoidea rubescens DSM 1968, 500 nucleotides. RefSeq lists its product as uncharacterized. Bases 117 to 317 code for a protein of 66 amino acids. NCBI's taxonomy places the organism in Eukaryota, Fungi, Ascomycota, Saccharomycetes, Ascoideales, Ascoideaceae. The transcript has a single exon. The record is from RefSeq and is a predicted model, not a curated record.
AUUUGAAUUCGGUGUCUUUAUUUUGAUACUAAUAAUAAUAUUAUUAUAAAAUUUGGGAAUCGAUUAUUUCGAUAUUUGCCUUCUUUUGUUUGCUUUAUGUUGUUGAAGUGGGUUUGAUGAAGAAGAGUUAUAAAGUUCUUGAAUACAAAUCGUGGGAAUUCAAAAGUAAAAAAAAAAAUGAGGUAGAAAAGAAGGAAAAUGAAAGCAGGUGUGGAAAUGACAAUAAAAAGGGCAACGAAAAGGGCAAUGGCACUGAUAAUGAAAAGGAAUAUGAGAAAGAAGUUGAAGCUGAAAUUGAAAUUGAAAUUAAACUGUGACAAUUUAGCAAAAAACUCAGUUUUCAAAUGAAAUGAAAUAGAAAAUAGAGCUAAAGAAGCGUAGAAAAUGAGUAAAAUAUCAACAAAAAGCAGCAAAACGAUGAAAGAAAAGCGAGAAAACCAGAAAAGUUUGAAAAGUUGAAAAGUUGAAAAAGUUUUGGAUUUGAAAAAAGUUGCAAAGAA